GCUCACAUAGCUACCACAUUUUCACUCGACAAGACAAUCCAUAACUCUACCUAGCUCUACAAGCUCUCUCCGGUCCGCCCCGUCUCGUAUCACUAAAGAUCGCUGUAUAGCGGCGCGCGGUCCAGGAUGCCGCCAGCAGUUGGGCGCAUGCAUGCGAGCCACAUGUCGAAUCCCUUCGUACAUCUGAACCCGAUCCCGCCGGCGCAUUACCAGCAACAGCAACACUCCCUUCCACAACCUUUGACGCGACCUUCAAACUAUGCCGGCGUCAACGGCUUCGUGCCCCCGACCUCCAAUGUCGCUUUACAAAACGCAUACGCCAGUGCCGGUGCUCUGGCUGGAGCAAAUGCUGGAGCUGGAGCUGGUGGAGGUACAGGCUUGGGAAGUGAGGCCGCAUAUCGAGGUUUCGCACAUGGCGCUGCUCUCCAACAGCAACAGGCACAUCAGGCUGAGGCUGCUCAGCUAGGCAUCAAGUCAGGUCUGGCAGGGAGGAUACGCGAAGUCUGGUCUCACAACCUGGAGCAUGAGAUGGUGUUGCUGCGCCAGCUUAUCACAAAGUACCCUUACGUGAGCAUGGACGCAGAAUUCCCCGGUAUUGUCGCGCGUCCCAUCGGCAACUUUGAGAACAAGGCCUCAUAUCAUUACCAAACCCUACGCUGUAACGUCGACCUCCUCAAGCCCAUUCAACUGGGAAUCACCAUCUGGACUGCAGACGGCGAACUACCACCCCAACAGCCCGACCCGUCGCUCUUUCCCAAGUUGCCCAACAACCUGGUCGUGUGUCCCUGCACUUGGUCCUUCAACUUCCGCUUCUCUCUCGACCACGACAUGUACGCUGAAGGCUCCAUCGAGCUCCUCAAGAAGGCCGGUCUGGACUUCACAAAGCAUCAGGAACAGGGUAUCGAUCUCAAUGCUUUCGGUGCCGCUCUCACAACCUCGGGUCUGACCUUCGUUGAUGAUGUCAACUGGCUAUCAUUCCACUCGGGCUACGACUUCGGGUAUCUGAUCAAGUUGUUGACCAACGCCCCGCUUCCUGAGAACGAGUCAGAGUUCCGCGAUCUUGUCAACAUCUACUUCCCAAAGCUCUGGGACAUCAAGUUUUUAUUACGACACGCUCAACGCACCCUGGCUCCGCAGAAUCGUCUCAGUCCUACUGCCUCAACUGUCAUCAACACCCUGGGUCAGAAGUCUGGUUUGCAAGACCUUGCGGAAGAGCUUGGUUGCGUACGUCAGGGCGCUCCUCACACUGGUGGUUCAGACGCCUGGUUGACCGGCUCCGUCUUCUGGGCCAUGCGCAACAAGAUCUUUGAUGGACAUGCACCACUCGAAUUGGCCGAUCAGAUCUACGGUCUGCAUGGCGUUGGCCCACCAGCAAGUGCUGCCUUCAGAGACGAGUUCCUUCAGAGUCAGGGUCACCAGACUCCACAGACCAAUGGUUCUCUCAGCUUCCACACAGGACACACACCUACCACCCACCAAGCACCGAGUACACCAACCACUUCGCAUGCUGCCAUAUCCGGCGGUGUUUUCGGCAACUUUCAAUACGCCAAAUAGUAAAUGUGUAUCAUAAGCUUCUGGU
Molecule: messenger RNA, 1579 nt
Organism: Aureobasidium subglaciale EXF-2481
Lineage: Eukaryota; Fungi; Ascomycota; Dothideomycetes; Dothideales; Saccotheciaceae
Exons: 3
Coding region: 127-1554 (475 amino acids)
Cellular component (GO): P-body; CCR4-NOT core complex; CCR4-NOT complex
Molecular function (GO): nucleic acid binding; poly(A)-specific ribonuclease activity
Source: RefSeq, a predicted model, not a curated record